Molecule: messenger RNA, 6307 nt
Organism: Malurus melanocephalus (red-backed fairy wren)
Lineage: Eukaryota; Metazoa; Chordata; Aves; Passeriformes; Maluridae
Gene: PDE7B
Product: phosphodiesterase 7B
Exons: 12
Coding region: 192-1691 (499 amino acids)
Molecular function (GO): 3',5'-cyclic-AMP phosphodiesterase activity
Source: RefSeq, a predicted model, not a curated record
CAGGCGCCUGGCGGCGGGCUGAGGGCGCGCAGCGGCGGGAGGCGAGCGAGGCGCCGGAGCCCGGCGCUGCUUCCUUCCUUCCGCGGGGCGGAGGUGGUGGGCAGCCGGGCCCCCGCCCCGCUCUGGAUGCCCAUCGCGGCUGCUCGGGCCGGGGGGUGGCUGCGGCUCCCCGGCGGGGGGCGCGGGCCAGGAUGCCGGUGCUGGAGCGCUUCUUCCCCGCGGCAGAGCCGGGCAGGAGGAGGAGGACGGGGGAAGAGCCGAUGCCCUUUCCCAUGGGCAGCCUGCCCGGUUAUCAGCAGGGGACCCUGGCCUGGGACUUGCCCGACAUGAUCAAAAUGGUAAAGCUCGUCUGGAAAUCCAAGGGGGAGCUCCGCGGGGCGAAGCACAGAGGCAUUUCGGAGAGCGAGGAUGCCCUGGGCGGUUCGGCAGGAGAUGCACGGGUGAGAGGUCAGACAGGGGUUGUCUCCGAGCGCCGCGGCUCCUACCCGUUUAUAGACUUCCGUCUUCUUAACAAUACUACWCUCUCAGGGGAAAUUGGCACCAAGAAAAAAGUGAAAAGACUGUUAAGUUUCCAGAGGUAUUUCCAUGCAUCCCGGUUACUGCGUGGAAUUGUACCACAAGCCUCUCUCUACCUACUGGAUGAGGACUACCUUGGGCAAGCAAGGCAUAUGCUAUCCAAGGUGGGAAUGUGGGAUUUUGACAUUUUCUUGUUUGAUCGCUUGACAAAUGGAAACAGUCUCGUAACACUGCUUUGUCACCUCUUCAAUGUGCAUGGACUUAUUCACCAUUUCCAGUUAGACAUGGUUACAUUACACAGGUUUUUUGUUAUGGUUCAAGAAGAUUACCAUAGCCAAAACCCAUACCACAAUGCUGUCCAUGCUGCUGAUGUCACCCAAGCUAUGCACUGCUAUCUGAGGGAGCCCAAGCUUGCCAACUUCCUCACGCCGUCGGACAUCAUGCUCGGACUGCUUGCUGCUGCAGCUCAUGACGUGGAUCACCCAGGGGUCAACCAGCCCUUUCUGAUUAAAACUAAACACCACCUUGCCAGCCUGUACCAGAACGUUUCGGUGCUGGAGAACCACCACUGGCGCUCCACCAUCGGCAUGCUGCGAGAGUCGCGCCUGCUCGCCCACCUGCCCAAGGAGGUCACACAGGACAUCGAGCAGCAAUUGGGCUCCCUCAUCUUGGCAACAGACAUCAACAGACAAAAUGAGUUUUUGAUCCGUCUGAAAUCUCACCUUGACAAUCAGGAUUUGAGACUGGAGGAUGCUCAAGACAGACAUUUUAUGCUUCAGAUUGCACUCAAGUGUGCUGACAUUUGCAACCCCUGCCGGGUCUGGGAUCUGAGCAAACAGUGGAGUGAACGGGUGUGCGAAGAGUUUUACCGGCAAGGUGAUCUCGAACAAAAAUUUGAACUGGAAAUAAGCCCCCUUUGUAAUCAGCAGAAGGAUACAAUACCAAGCAUACAAAUUGGGUUCAUGACAUACAUCGUUGAGCCGCUCUUUGAGAGGUGGGCCCAGUUUACUGGCGACACUCCGCUAUCUGAAAAUAUGCUAAACCAUCUCAGGAGGAACAAGGCCAAGUGGAGAAGUUUGCUCCACAAGCAACACAGCAGUAGUAGGAGCAACGACCACUCAGGCCAAGUGACUGGCAGCCAGGAWCAGACUUUAAAUGAGGAAGAGACUCCUUAGAGGCAGCUUUGCACUUUUCCUUCCAGCACUGCUAUCUCCAUCUUGGUCACAGCAGCAAGCAAGGUCCCGGGGAGCCAUGAGCCCCUUGUCAACACCAUGCAAAGGGAAGAAAUGGCAAAGCUCUAAGGGUCCUCACCAACAAGCCCACAGUUCUGCUGGGUUUCUUUCUGAUCUUCACGUUCCUGUCCCCUGUCUUCRUUCUGCGCAUGCCUGAUGCCAUUCGUCACUCCUGAUCCCGAGCUGCCCCUGCGUCCCAGUCAGCAGCAGUGAAGCCGGGCCAGUUCCGACUGCCRUGAACCUGGGAGGAUUGCUGAGAGAACAGGGGACACAGAGAGGCACUCUUGGUGGUCUUUUCAUUUACCACGAGUCAUAUUGUGUAUAUAGGCCCAGAGUGCCACACCCUUUCCAGGCUGGCAGCUGGGCUGCACAUUAAACCACCAGCAUCUCCAGCAUCCAGAGGACACGGGCUGAGUGGGACAGUGCUCGCAGAGGGCAGAGUCGGGUUGUUUUAGUACUUAAAACAAAAACCUUUUUAACUUUUGUAUUCUGUGCACUAAACAACAGAUUGAUAAAACUUGGACUGAAGUUACUCUCCAUCUAUACACACCUCCAAUGUAACAAGGCUCAUUUUGGUAAGCAUUUUUAUGCCACUUUGGAUAAAAGAUGGGCAUCUUCUCCUGCAAGGAACAGUAUUCCCUMGCAGCCGAAAGGGAAGGUGUAGUAYAGUCUAAACCUUUGAAACACGAAGAGAUCUAUCUUUUGAGUACUGUUUCAAGUUACCUGUUUAUAUUCAUAUGUGUACAUUUUCUGUAAAUACAAAGCGCUACUGAUUCCCAUGCCAAAAUACUGGAGUACUGUGGGAUGAUUGCUACCUGUAAAAACAUUGGCACUGUGAACAGAAUACUGUUAGUUUUAAUACAAGAGAAAGCAUUUGUAAAUAUGGUAUAGAGUUUAUUAAUAUACACCGUUGUUUGUGGAUAAAAGCCUUAACUUUAAGCAUCCUUCAUCUUCUGAUAGCUGCCAAAAUCAUAUGACUCAAGAUACGAUUCUGAACUGCCUUUCCACUAUCCAAGGUGUAUCAAAGGUCAUUAAGGAAUGAAGUCUGGCAGGAUAACUUCUUGAAAACUUCAAACACAUUCCAUAUGGGUCCGUGUUGUUAAUCCAUGGCACCUUGCACAUUUGGUCUAGGUAAAUGUUUCACAGAGCCUGAAGUUUUAAGUUUAAAAAAAAURCCAAGCCCCACAGCACCACCACAUGAUUUGAUAGUGCAACCUGAUUACCAUUUAUUCAAGAGUGUGAAUUUUAACUAAAUAGCUUAGUGAUUUACAAAGCACGACAUUCUGCUAGUUCUGAAGUUCAGYUGUUUCCUCAAGAGAUGUUGCAGUAUAACUGAUUUUUUCCCCACAUUCCCUCCUUAGAUAGUCAGCAUCAAAAUGCAUUUGUAUUUUUUCUUUUAGUUAAAUAAUACUUCAACUGACUUUAUAGAUUGGUCUCAGUCAAUGAAGGAAAAAAUGUGUUGUAGUCAGGCUAUUAGGAGAAAUCCUCUUAGCUAUCACAGUGGCUGAGGAAUUUUCUGUGAUCUGGUGUUUGUGAAAGAUACUUGGCCUUAACUAUGCCAUAAACAACCUCAGUUUGGAAAGUCUUUAUAAAACUUUACCUAAGUUUCCACCGUUUCAAUGAGAUUGCAAUCUCAGACAGUACUGCAUUGCACCAAAGUGAUUGUCCCSUGCUCCUCUGCCCCAGCAAGAAUGGUUGCAUUCAGGUGACGUGUACAGCAUUGUUGUGAACUCCCAGUACAGCAAAUCUGUGUAGAAGCUUUCCAAAAGAAUGAGCAGGAAUGGCCACGUAGUCAUGCUUGGAUACUUGUGUUUGGAUAUGGAGACCUUGAAGACGCCAAUGAAGAAAGAGAUACUUAAGUUGGUGUUUGAGAAACAUGAGAAAGAUGUUUACUUGUAAAAGUGCAGGGGAAAAUACAUUUUUCUCAAUUAUAGGGGAUUUUGACUUGAUGAGAGAAAGUUCAUGCUCAUAUGGUGACUAAUGUGUUUAAAGGAAAAUAAAAAGCAUGAGUUUUAGUGAAGGAUGAUUUACUCCACUAUGUAUCUUCAGAGAAAAGAGGCUGAAACCCAGUGAAGUAGGAAGGCGUAAAACAGAGUGAGCAAURUUUUUCUGCCCCUCCAUGUUAUGUAAGGUACAACCAGCAGAAAACCUCCUUUUUCCUCCCCCUAAUCUAAAUGAGAGUCCCAUAAUAGAAUGACCACGGCAAGCAAAGGCCACACCAGAGAGGUGUAGCAGAAUUAAAUUAUUUUUAACUACAGGACUUAAAUGUGUUCUUAAGGAUAGGUGGGUGGUGGGAGUGGAAGCACCACCACUUUGCACCUUUUUAGGUGUACCUUUGACAGAUGCAGGACAAUUAUUAGGACAUUAUGUGAGUACUGUAAUGUGCUGCUUGGAAGCACUUAAGUCCAUACAAAAGGAUGUGAUUUCCCGUGUUUUGUCUUUUUACUAAGAAAUGGAAGCCCUUUCCCCUCUAGUUCAAAGAAUUUUUUUAAAUGCUCUGAAAUUUUCGCAGCGUCUAGCAGCAYAAAAAGCUCUUGACAGAAACAUUGUUGAGCUGUUUCUGAAUAGCUUCUAGAAAAUAGGUCCAACAGGAAAGCCUAGGUACAAAUGAAAUUUUGUUGCAGCCACAUUAAACCCAAACCCUUUUUUUACACGUGGAGCCUACAGGGUCCAUUACAAGUUUGCUCUUACCAAGUUAAAACUUUUCAGCUUUAAAAAUGCUCUGAAAGUUAUCAGACUGGGGGAUUUUGGUGAACUGAACGUACCUGCUGGAUUUCAAUCACCUUGUCYAAUGAAACAGUGCUUGCAAUAGGUUCGGGGUGGCCCCAGCAGCGCUUCUGUACUUGUGAGCCACCCCCAUGACACAGGUUUGGCCCGGGGCCAGUUUGCCUCAGGUGCUGCAGACAGAAGUGCUCGGAAAGGUUAGGCUCUGGCAGCAAGACUCCCUGGGGUCUGUAAUGCAGAAUGCAACCAUGGGAUUUCCCUUAGGAGCCAAAUCAUGGCUGGUGACAGCCGAUCCAACAGCGCCAGUGCUCAGCACGUGCAGUUGUGACGCACAUUUGGUGUUCUCUGGUUGGCAGGACAUUUCUGCACUGGGAUGCCAAUAUCCAUGCUGAUGCACGGAAUAGAAAAGCUUAGCACAUAACACUGWUUUCGGUGCUGUCAGCCCCAUCAGCCACUUUACAGAGAGCCGUUUAUUGUAAAGUAAAUUAUUUUUGCUUCUUACUUGGCCAGUGCAGCUGAAAGGUUUUUAAAUUUUAAAACAGAGUUAAGGUUUUCAUAUAUGGAAAGAGGAAAAAAAAGCUGUUAAAAGCAAGUUUUUAUGCCCCACAAAUGCAAUUCAUUUGAUUAAAAUCUAGCUCCUCUAAAUGAAGAUUUCAUACAAUCUAAGAGGCAAUUCUGUGUAAUUAACAACAAUAAGUGAAAAUUGUAGGCUGGUUAAAAUAAGGCAUACAUGUGCAUCAUCAUUAAGUAAAGAUUUUACCUACCUUUGGGUUUUUAAAGUGAUCCAGCCACCAGCCAAACAGGGAAUAAAGGACUAUUGACAGCAUGUACCUUUGGAAUACAGGGAACAAGCUGGAGGAGUAGCUGAUGUCAAAUAGAGUCUGUGGAGGAAAAAGAAAAAAGCAAAACACAUGAUCUGCAGUUAUAUCUAACCUAAUUUGCAGCACAGGUCAAUUAUUUUUAUAUAAUCUCAAUGUUCAUGAAGGAAACCAAAGUCUCCCCAAUGAUUAAUGAGAAGGCUGCUACCACAGCAAAUGAGGUAAGGCUGUUGUUACACUGCAUGGUUAUCUCACCAGCUUUUUCAAUUUGUGGUUUAAAUUUCUGUUACAAGUUUCCAUCAAAUGAGACACAGAAUGCACAUUUAGCCCCUCCAAAUGAAUUCUUCUCAGAAAGGAGAAACUCAAGUGGUUACAAUUUUAUUUUCAGGUACCAGCCAGGGUACCAGCCAUAAUUUAUUGCCUUAUAUUUUAGUCACACAGCUGAGUCAUCCAUAAAGUACGCCCAUUCCCCUCCUGAUGUUACCAUGACUCCUGUGACCCACAAAAAUCAAUAAUUAAAUUCGAACUCAAAUCCUGGAAAUCCAAAAAAAGCCACCCCAAAACAAAARCACGAGACAAGUUUCAUGUCAAGAAUAUUCAAAUUAUUUCGAUUGGUGGAAACUAUUGCUCUAUUGUUUGUUACUAUAAUCCAUCCAAUAUUUUAGGUACAUAGACUUUAAAUGCAGAGCAUAAGCUUGACUUGGAUGUAAAAUAUAUUCUGCUUAUCUUUGAAUUCAAGAUUGUAUAUGUCAUGUUUAUUGUAAAGCAUUUUAUAUAUACAUAUUCACAUACCUUAUACAACUCUAUGGGCCAAACACUGGUCCCCCCAACUUCACUGGGACCAAGAAUCAGCCCCCAUAUGUGCGUAUAUAUGCCAUAUGCAUCAUUCUGAAAGGAAGCACUAGAUUGUGUGAAAAUGCUGUGACUGCUAUGCAGUGAUGCCAAGAGACUUAACUGUAUCUUUUUUAACAUACUGCUGUAAGUAUUCAUCAUGUUGAAGAAUGACAACUAAUAAAA